This is a messenger RNA of Actinia tenebrosa (Australian red waratah sea anemone), 1747 nucleotides long. Its product is annotated as protein boule-like. NCBI's taxonomy places the organism in Eukaryota, Metazoa, Cnidaria, Anthozoa, Actiniaria, Actiniidae. The record is from RefSeq and is a predicted model, not a curated record. Gene Ontology annotation, cellular component: cytoplasm. Gene Ontology annotation, molecular function: mRNA 3'-UTR binding; translation activator activity. Gene Ontology annotation, biological process: positive regulation of translational initiation; 3'-UTR-mediated mRNA stabilization.
CUUAAUCAGCAGCCGUGUUAUCUGAUAUAGGCGCCGUAAUGUCGUCGGCUGCCUUUUUGUUGCUCUGGUUAAAUAUUUUCUUUGGCGUAUGAGACUUCAUGCUCAAAGACCUCGGAAGUACAAUGCAGUCAAGAAGUUGGCAGUCCGCAAGUUCCAAUGCGUAUACUAGUAUAAACGACAACAGCGCGCUUGUAAAGAAGAUGCCCAAUAGGGUAUUCGUAGGAGGAUUACCCUUUGAUACAACUGCAACAGAAUUGAUAGAGUUUUUUACCAACUUCGGAGCUGUUCUGGACGGAAAGAUCAUAUAUGAUUAUGAAAAUGUUAGCCGAGGAUAUGGAUUCAUAACGUUUUAUAGAGAAGAAGACGUAGAAAAAGUCUUGAAACUGGGAGUGAUUUUUUUCAAAGAGAAAAGACUGAAAAUAGCAGAAGCAUUCCGAAGAUUAAAAAAACGAUAUCCUCAAAGACCAGCAUUUCCUUCACCUGUACAGAUGACUUUUCCAGCCAAGCCGCAGUAUCUACAAUCGGAGCAGGUGACGCAAACACCUAUCAAAUGUUACACCCAACCACAGGUAUACCACGAGAAUAGACCAACAUAUGGUGGACUGUGGCGUUGUGCUGUUGUUGAACAAAAACUCUUUCAAUAAAAGUCAAGCAUAGCACGGAUCUUUGAUAGGACAGCUCGUAAAAAAUUCUUCAAGAGCCACUAUAGAGAACAUCGGUUAUCUCGAUGUUCAGGAAGAAGUUGGAACUUGAAAACGUUUGUAUCCGGCUACGAAAAGACGAGGAAUGUUAUGAAUAAUUCUUCUGAUUUUAUUUGGCCACGAAAAGAGUAAGGCGACGGUGUUUAACUUCCCUUCGACGGCUCAGUUGGACCCUUUAUCUGAUAUGUUAUCGUUCCAGUGCUUCUUCGUGCAGUCUAGCGCCAAGUCGCACCACCACAAAAAGCGGAUCGAACAAUUUUUGUUAUAAGUUUCAAAAUAUUUCAAAAGUUUAAUCAGAGAACGUUACUUGUAUUUUUGCUGGCUCUAGACGGAAAGCGGAGAACCAGGGCCCCGUUGUACAAAGAGUGAAUAGCGCUAUCAAUUGGAUAAGAUUUAUCAGUCGGAUAGCGCUACUUAAUCUUCGUACAACCGGGCCCAGGUUGCUUACACCAGCCAAUGAACUAAAAUAAUCCGUUUUUUAAAGCGAUCGUAAGGAUAGCUACAAAGACCUUGGUUAUAUAGACCAGCGCACACCGCAAUGGAGCCUAUCACGUACUAUCUUAUAGUGCCCCAGCAUGUUUUACGUUCUUAGUAUAUUUUACAACCUUUCAACUGUACAAGUGGGGGAGGGUAGGGUAGGUGAGGUUUCGUGACUUUAUCGUAGUGUAAAACAUGCCAGUAGGUCGUACCAAACGUGAUCGAUGCUUUAUUCCGUAGCAUUGCUCAGUUUGUCUUUUUUUAAAGUUAUUCAUGUCGUUAAUAAAAUAUUACCCUGGAAACGGAGUGACAUCACUGGACACUUUGUUGAGCAGACUGAUAUAUAUAUACGUACCCUUUCGUUCAAUAGACCUUUCCAUUAUUCGCCUGAGUCCACAGUCCAGAUCAAGGUUGAGUGAUUGAUAGUUUCAUACAUUUACAACAUUAUUGAGUCCAACUUCGACCUGGCCAGAAACAUUUGUUCACUCUGAAAGCCAAAUUGGGAGGAACGUUCUAUUCAAACCUGUACGGAACUCAUUUGAUAAAUAUAUAGGCGACAUCAUUGUUUA